AGUGGCGGGCCGCCGGCCGGCGGGAGGACCAUCUGCUGUGGGCUCUGGGGACUGGCCCUCGGCGCUGCGUAGCCAGCUUGGGAGGCCGCCCAGCUGCGGCUCGGAAAAGUACCAGGAACUGGCUUCCACGGCCCGAGGCCAGCGUAGCUCCACGUUCUCAAAGGCUCAUUGUCCCCAAAAUAGGCCUGCCAGGAAGAGCCCCCCAGGUGAGGGUGUGCCGGGGGAGCUGUCGCCCAAGUGGAGGGUUGCCCCGCUGCCUUGCCUCUGCCGGCGGCCGGGGUGCCGCACGCGCGGGGUGUGGGGCCCGUUCACGGUUCUUUUAAAACGAGCCAAGAGAAAUGCUGAGUUUAAUGUCUUACCAACUUCCUACACAGAACUGUGCUGUAUUCAAGCUUUGCCAUGUUUUAUAACUGAAGCUGGAAUUUAGGAUGAAGAGUCCGUGAUGACCUUUGCAGGUUUUGGCUUGGAAGGAGGGCGGAGAAGUUCUCUCCGCUCCUGUUGGAACACUAACCGAACACUGCCCUCCAGGGCUGCGGGAAAGGGGCCGUUUUGUAAGGCAUUAGAGUGCCAGCAGAACGGAGUUUCACUAAAAGACCCAAGUUCCUUCAGCUCACUAUAUGUGUGUCCAGGCAAGGAAAGUCGGUGUGUUUCAUCCCAGGUAACAGAAGUGCCCGAAAUUCACUUUGUAGCAACAGCUUAUGAGACCUGUCAGCUCCACAGCGGUGGGGUGCUGGCCCUGUGCCUCGACUUGCACACUACGGGUCCCAAAACCUGACCAGGUUGGCUCAUCUCCCUGUUUCUCUCUGAUGAAGUAUUUAUUUCACAGAUCUGAUUGUGUGACAAAAUGAGAGUGUCGAGUUGCCUUAAAAACCCAGGGGUGCCUGGCAGUGGCUGACAGCCAUGGUGACAGGUCAGGCCAGAGCCCGUCCUGUGCCAGCCCUCCUGCUCACAAUCUGGGGAUCUGCAUUUGCACCCGGCUCACGCAAGGCUGGCCACACUGUGUGAGAUCGGUGCGGUGGGCCUGGGUCACCUCUGCAAUGGGGGUGCUUUGGGUGGGCCCACACCGUGCCCUCAUGGCUCUGCCCCCCAUGUGAACUCAUUUGGUCAUUCCCUCCCUCUCUGUCUGGUCAGCACCUGGUCUGGAGGACACCUAAGAGCAGUGUACCUUGACAUGGGAGAGUUUGCAGUGGGAUUUGAGCAUUUAAAUAGGUACGCGGCAGGAACUGGCCGGUCUCGGAGAAAAUGGAAGUGAGUCACAACGUAACAGUGAGUUGGGCUCUGCAGUCAGGUUGGCCUCCGAGCUUGGGGCCUGUGACCCUGGUUAGAAGGGUUAAGGGCCCUUAGGUGAGGACUUCGCAGAGCGCUGUGCUGGGCCAGGCCCACCUGGGCCUCCUCUUCCCAGCACCUCUCAGGGUCCCUUCAGAAUCACACUGCUGACUUUGCCCCAAACACAAGUGUCUGAGGAGGGUGAACCUCACAGGCCUGACCCCUUUACCUGAACAUGGCUUGGGGUGACCACGCAUGUGCUCGUGGGACUGCAUAGACUGCCUUUGAGUAAUCUGUGCUGGCACUUUCUUGCUGAGUCACAGAAGUGAAUAGUUGCUGAGGGUUUGGAACGUGUGAGGGGUGAUUUAGAAUGACUGUGAGCACACCUGGUCUGGCGUGCUCCUGAGAUUGGAGCUCUGAUGCACGCAGUGGGGCUGUGUCUGAAUGGUCUAGACUUAAGUGAAUGGGAGGCUCCCCUCGUGUUCUUGUUCUUCUGUCUUGAUUACCAUCAGGUAUAAUUCAGGACAGUGAACUGAACAGACGCCAGCGCGCAGUUCCCUGAAUUCUGACAGCGCACACGCUGGGGAGCCCUGUGUUCUCAGCGGGCCCACGUCCGCCUGACCUGGUCUCUGCAGGCGCUCUGCUGUUCCACAGCUUCAGUCUGCUAGCCUCUUCCAUGGGUCAUGAAACGGAGUCCUAUGGACACGAUGUUUGCCCGAGGGUUAAAGAGAAAGUGCCCGGACUGCGAUGAGGACGGGGAGGGCGUCCCCGCUGCGCCCUCCUACAGCCUGCAGCGGCAGUCGCUCCUGGACAUGUCCCUGGUCAAGCUGCAGCUGUGCCACAUGCUGGUUGAGCCCAAUCUCUGCCGCUCGGUCCUCAUAGCCAACACGGUCCGGCAGAUUCAAGAGGAGAUGACCCAGGAUGGGAUGUGGCGGGUGCCGGCACCCCAGACUGCGGGGCGGGGGCCGCUGGACCGCCUCGUCUCCACCGAGAUCCUCUGUCGCACCACGUGGGAGCAGCCCGGGGAGCACCCUGCUCUCGACUCCGCCGGUGGCCCCACUCCAGACCUGGGCUCGGAACUGUCUGUGGCCCCGGGUGCGCAGGCCCCGCGGAGCGCGCAGAGCUGCAUGUGGGAAGCGGACAGCCCCCGGGAAAACAAAGGGAGCUUUCAGAAGUCGCUGGAUCAGAUAUUUGAAACACUGGAGAGUAAAGCCCCCAGCUCGGUGGAAGGGCUGUUUGCGGACGUGGACAGCCCCUACUACGACCUGGACGCCAUGCUGACGGGAAUGGUGGGCGGCAAGUCGGUUCCGGGGGACGGGUUCGAGACCUUGGCUUCCGGGGGCGCCCCGCCCCCCAGCGCCAGCUGCAAGCGGGACCUGGGCGAGCUGGAUCACGUGGUGGAGAUCUUGGUCGAGACCUGAGGCUGCCCUGCCCUUGAUUGUCAGGUCACAGACACCCCCAGAGCACCAACCUACCACGGAGUCAGCCCUGCUUUGUCGUGAUUACAAGGAAGUCCCGGACCAGGGCCCAGUCUGCCCGCUGCUCUCCCCCCUCCCCCAGGGGCUGAACAGUUUCCUGCAGGUUGGUCACCCUGGACCUGCCUCAGGUGCCACCAGCCCCGGGCCUUCCUCCACUCUGAGUCCCAACACAGCUCCGUGGAGGACACGGCUGCCAGCUGCAUCAGCCUCGUUUAACUUCAAAUAGGUGAAUUUUUAAAAAUUAAGUUUUAUGUGUUUUGGGCAAUAUUUUGGCUUAAGAUAUAUUUUGUAAACUUUUUGUACUUUUAUCUCUUUAGAUUUUUUCAGCUAUUUUCUUAAAAGUAUAUUUUUUCUAUAAACAUCCUCUGCUGCUAAUUAGAAACUUUUAUAACCUCACACUUGCAGUUGGUGUGUUUAAUUUUUUAAGGUUUGUUCUUUCUUACGAGUGUCACUCCCCAAGUCAGCAGUGCACACAUGCCUUGACUUCUCACUAUAAACUUAUGUGGAACUGUCUCCAUGUGCUGUCACGGUUAGAAGCCACUGAAGGGGGACCCUUUUGUUCUGGAGUCGUGACCAGGUCUGCUGAGGGGGCCUGGCCGACCUUCAAGAUUCGUUAGGAUAAGUGUAGAUUUUGUUCUUUGUUAGAAUAAGAGUAGAUUUUGUAGGGUUUAAUUUAUGGCUAUUUAUGUAUAAAUGUCAUUGGGGCGAAGGUCAGGUACCUUUCUGGCCCUAGUGGAUCUUCAGACACCUAAGGAGUUUCUGGUGGCCCCUGAGGGCCUGGAUCUGGGCCCCACAUGCCUCUAAAUGGCCUGGCUGUGGGGCCCUGGUGUGGAGUUGUGUGCUCAGAUCUGCCCACGCCUGCUCUAGUAAAUGUGCUGGGACCAACUGUUAAGGUUAAAUUUAAGUCUGCAAUUAAAACAAAUGUGGACAUGUGUCAUUUGUGGCCCCUGAUCUAAGGGUAAUUGACGGUGGGGUUGGGGUUACGCCUGCCCGGUGUCCCUGCGUGGGGGUUACGCCUGCCCGGUGUCCCUGCGUGGACAUCCACCACCCACAUUGCAGCCUUUUCUCUGGCUUACAAGGGAGCCUGCUCUCCCCACAUGGUUCCUGCUUAUGCUUCUCUCCCUUCCCUGCCCUUUGCCACAAAGGUUUGUUUCUUUUGGGCACAUGAUGGUGCUUCAGUGUCCUGGAUGUGCACCUCACUUUAUUAAAAUUGUUCCACCAGACAGGGAGAGUGCUGAUUUUCCACUAUGUCACUCCUUGGUGGGUCUUUUUCCUGGUCCAGUUCAGGUGCCUGGUGGAGAUGGGGAAGGAAUUGCACCUGGAUAUGUUAGGUGGGCAGUGGGACCCUGGGGCCUGAGGAAGAGAGGCAUCCCUGGAGUUGUCCCUGGGAGGAGCCAGUCACAGGCUGGAUGUUGGUCCUGGCAGGGGCCGGGAAGUGACUACAGGGGACAGCAGGGUGGGGUGGCCCUCAGCCACCAUGAUUGCUCCCUUCAGGUUUUGAAAUGUUUCCUUCUGGUGGAAAGUAGUUUAAAGUGGAUGUGUCUUAGAAGCAAUAAACUUAAAUCAGUAA
Molecule: messenger RNA, 4314 nt
Organism: Miniopterus natalensis
Lineage: Eukaryota; Metazoa; Chordata; Mammalia; Chiroptera; Miniopteridae
Gene: CDCA4
Product: cell division cycle associated 4
Cellular component (GO): nucleus
Molecular function (GO): transcription regulator activity
Source: RefSeq, a predicted model, not a curated record